UCGUUGACGUGCAAGGGGUAUUUUUUGUUUGUUAGCUAACUCUCAACUUUCGUAUUAUUUUUUACUUUCGUGAUACCUCAUAAAAAAUUUAAUAGAGAAACUAUGUUCUCUAAUAACCAAUCGUGAUAUUUUCAAAGAACGUGUGAAAACGUGAUUACUAAAGUUGGUAAACUAAUAAAAUAUCCUCAAAAGUACUGUAGUCGACAGCAACAAUGGACCCACAAGAUCAGAUGGAAAUGAAAUACAAUGCAGGAAAUGAAGUAGGAGGUUUGGAAUUAUGUAUAGUGUGUGGAGAUAGAGCAUCAGGAAGGCACUAUGGUGCUAUUAGUUGUGAAGGAUGCAAGGGCUUCUUUAAAAGAUCAAUCCGCAAGAAGCUUGGCUAUCAGUGUCGAGGAAGUAUGAAUUGUGAAGUUACAAAACACCACAGAAAUAGAUGCCAGUACUGUCGUUUGCAGAAGUGCUUGGCUUGUGGCAUGAGAAGUGACUCGGUCCAACAUGAGAGGAAGCCGAUAGUAGAGAAAGUGAAGAGUGAAAGGGAUGUUCAUGAACGACAAGCAGCCUAUUCAAAACUAUUGGGACUGGCCAACCAUACACAAGGACAGAUAAACCCAAAAGAGGAAGGGGGCGAGGCAUUUGGUGCAGUAUCUCCAGCAGCUCCGGCUUUAAACUUUGCUUUAGCUGCUGCCGUUGCUUUCAACAAAGGGAAUCCAGGUGUUGCUCCAUACUUGGGUAGCGGGCCCAAUGAGUUGGAUGGAGCAAGACGGCAACAGCUCAUGUUGCAGACACAACUGGCAAAGAAUCUCUUUAAAAUGGGACAAUUUGGUGCAAUAAAUGAAUACCUGCAAUCAGCGUACGGGGCCACGCCUCCUGACGUACCCAUGGCCGCCUUACACGCAGCAGACACACAGCAAACUGAUGGUGAAGAAAUAGGUAUAUUCAGUAACCCGGACUCACUCGAACUGCCCUUAUCUCUCCCGGGGUCGGGUUCGCCUGCGCUGCGAUUACACGCGGCGUGCGAAGCGGCUGCUAGACUAUUGGGCUCUUUGGCUAGAUGGGUGCUAUCUAUGAACACAGUUACUGCGUUGCCUUUUGAGAUACAAGUUACGCUUCUCCGCAAGUCUUGGGCCGAGUUAUUCGUUUUGGGGCUUUGUCGUUGGGCCCAGCCUUUGGGGCUGGAUUCUCUUCUGCCUCUAAUGUCAGCGCACUUACACUCUGAGUUACGGGAAAGAUCAGAGAGUAGAAGUGGAAAUCAAAGCAGUGAAGUCACUACACCCGAGAUAACAAUAUCGGACUAUUCGGAUGAGCGUAUAACAGAAGUAUCAACGAUGCUGUCGCGUCUUCACCAAGUGGUCCAUAAUAUGCACCAGCUACGCAUCAGCGACCGUGAACACGCACACUUGAGGGCUUUAUGUCUCUUUUCAUCUGAUGGCGUUCCAGAUUUUCUGACCCGAAAACUUCAGGACUAUCAGAUGAAAGUACUACGGUCCCUGCGCUCCAUUUGUGACGAGGAGCGGGCAUUGACCCUUGUCCUACAACUGUCAGUACUACGCAGUUUCACCCCGACCUUUAUAGAAGAUGUCUUCUUUGUAGGCUUCGUAGGAGACGUCAGCAUCGAUGAGGUGAUACCCUAUUUGUUGAAUGCGGAACGAUAAGUAAUUAUGUCAAAUCAGAGUGCUUAAAAAAUACUAUGUGUGAUAAUGUUGGUGUAAAAAAUCGGCGUGGGGGUAUAAGAAAUAAUAAUAAUUUGCCACGCCCUAAUUUAUUAAUAUAUGUAACGAUUUUAUAGUUCUAAUUUUGAUCACAUUAACUAACGAGAACUGUUGAACUAUAAUGACGUACAGCAACACUGUCAACAGUGUGUAACAACAAAGAAGGCCUUAAAUCCAACAACGGUUCUUUUUCUGCACAGACUAACUGUAAUUUAAAAAUGUCAAUACAAUUGGUCACGUGACCCAUAGAAACUGCAUUCACUCUGUGUCACCCGACUGAAAGUAUUUUUGUCUAAU
This is a messenger RNA of Pieris rapae (cabbage white), 2006 nucleotides long. RefSeq names its product nuclear receptor subfamily 2 group C member 2. Lineage: Eukaryota; Metazoa; Arthropoda; Insecta; Lepidoptera; Pieridae. Gene Ontology annotation, biological process: regulation of transcription by RNA polymerase II; cell differentiation; anatomical structure development. Gene Ontology annotation, molecular function: RNA polymerase II cis-regulatory region sequence-specific DNA binding; nuclear receptor activity; zinc ion binding. The transcript is spliced from 11 exons. Bases 213 to 1652 code for a protein of 479 amino acids. The record is from RefSeq and is a predicted model, not a curated record.